This is a messenger RNA of Drosophila innubila, 2211 nucleotides long. RefSeq names its product peroxisomal multifunctional enzyme type 2 (gene Mfe2). Bases 214 to 2007 code for a protein of 597 amino acids. The transcript has 3 exons. Lineage: Eukaryota; Metazoa; Arthropoda; Insecta; Diptera; Drosophilidae. The record is from RefSeq and is a predicted model, not a curated record.
CUACGGUCAUAAUCCGAUUUGUGUUUGCAUUGCUUUUCCAUUCUUAUCAAUUUCUAGUGCACUUUGUACCGACGAUACAAAGAUAAUCGUUUGGGUCCAAGAGGAAAUACUUGUUGCAAAGGUGCCUCACUCACAACACAAUCGGCUGUUGCUUGAACCAGAUUGAAUAGCAGAGUACAAGUUUAUUUACAAUACAAGAACAAUAAUAAUAACAUGUCUUCGGCAUCGAAAUUGCGCUUUGAUGGACGCGUCGCGGUUGUGACCGGCGCUGGAGCCGGACUUGGCCGGGAAUAUGCCUUGCUGUUGGCCUCGCGAGGUGCCAAGGUUGUGGUCAAUGAUCUGGGUGGCAGCCAUGUGGGCGAAGGUGCCUCUCAACGUGCCGCCGAUGUUGUGGUCGAUGAGAUUCGCAAGAAUGGUGGCGAAGCUGUUGCCGACUACAAUUCGGUAAUUGACGGUGCAAAGGUCAUCGAUACGGCCAUCAAGGCAUACGGCCGUGUGGACAUACUUAUUAACAAUGCUGGCAUCUUGAGGGAUCGCAGCAUUAUCAAGACAACUGAACAGGAUUGGAAUCUAGUGCACGAUGUGCAUCUUAAGGGCAGUUUCAAAUGCACCCAGGCCGCAUUUCCCCACAUGAAGAAGCAGAAUUUCGGACGCAUCAUCAUGACCUCAUCCAAUUCGGGCAUUUAUGGCAAUUUCGGGCAGGCCAACUACUCGGCGGCCAAAAUGGGACAAGUGGGAUUGGCCAAUACGGUCGCCAUUGAGGGUCAGAAAAAUAACGUUUACUGCAAUGUCAUCAUUCCAACAGCCGCCAGUCGCAUGACUGAGGGCAUCUUGCCCGACAUACUCUUCAACGAGCUGAAGCCCAGUCUGAUUGCCCCCGUUGUUGUCUACUUGUGCCACGAGUCCUGCACGGACAAUGGCAGCUACAUUGAAAGCGCCGCCGGCUGGGCAACCAAGGUGCACACGGUGCGUGGCAAGGGAUCCGUGUUGCGUCCAUCUCUGGAGGACUCUGUCACACUGGAGUAUGUGCAGAAUGCCUGGAAUCAGGUGACGGAUAUGUCACAGGCCAAGCAUUGGAAUUCCAAUGCUGAGGCAUCUGCUUCAUUGAUGGAGGUGCUAGAGAAACUCAAGUCUGGCGAUAAGGAUGCCGUCGAGGAUACCUUCUCAUUUGGCAACAGGGAGCUGAUACUUUAUGCCUUGGGCAUUGGUGCCUCCACCAAGAACAGCAAUGAUAUGCGCUUUUUGUAUGAGAACGAUGCCGACUUUUCACCGAUUCCAUCGUUCUUUGUGAUGCCCGGACUUAUGCUGACCAUGUCCAGCUCAUUGGUCAGCAGCGCAUUGCCCAACAGUCAAUCGGAUUUGUCCAACAUUUUGCACGGCGAGCAGUAUUUGGAAAUCUUGGAUGAUCUGCCAACCGGUGGACAGCUGGUAACCAAAGGCAAGGUAUUCGAUGUCAUGGACAAGGGAUCCGGUGCCGUGGUGGUCACCGAUUGUAUCUCAUAUGAUGAGAGUGGUCGCCAGCUGGUGAAGAAUCAAAGCGCUGUCUUUGUUGUUGGCGCUGGUAAAUUUGGUGGCAAAAAGGAGCCGAUUGCCGGCGUUGUGCCACUUAUUGCUGCCCCAAGUCGUGCCCCCGAUUCAUCGAUUCAGUACAAGACAGACGACGAUCAGGCAGCUCUCUAUCGUCUAUCUGGUGAUCUGAAUCCAUUGCAUAUUGAUCCCAACUUUGCUCGCCUCUCCGGCUUCAAGACACCCAUCUUGCAUGGACUCUGCUCCCUGGGAUUCUCGGUCAGAGCCGUGUUGAGCCAAUAUGCCAACAACGACAGUACGCUCUUCAAGGCUGUUAAAGUGCGUUUCUCUGGACCCGUUCUGCCGGGACAAACCCUCAAGAUUGAUAUGUGGCAGCAAGGCAAACGCAUUCUAUUCCGCACCAUUGUCGUUGAGACCGGCAAGGAGGUCAUCUCCGGUGCCUAUGUUGACUUGAAGGAGGUGUCGAAGGCCAAAUUGUAAUUGCCAAACUGUGCCCCUUACAAAUUUAUAUAAUUCCAUUCAACGAAUGUAAAACAAACGCACUUAAACCCUUAAUAUCCACAUUACAACUUAACCAGCGGGUGGUGGAUAUAUUGCAAUAUCAUAAUAUAUAUAUUAUACAUAAAAAUGUUGAGAUUUUGUUUCGUCAUUUGUGUCUUUUUGAAUAAAUGAUUAUUUUUCUUA